GACAGCGACCGCGCCCGCGCCGCCUCCCCCAAACCCUAGCCCCGCCGAUCCGAUGGCCACCGUCUCCUCCCUCCCGUCCCCGGCCUUCCUGGCCGCCGACACGGGAGCCGCGCUGCCCUCCGCCACCAUCCUCCGCUUCCCGCCAAACUUCGUCCGCCAGCUCAGCACCAAGGCCCGCCGCAACUGCAGCAACAUCGGCGUCGCGCAGAUCGUCGCCGCCGCCUGGUCCGACCGCCCCGGGCUCGCCUCCCGCGCCGGCGGCGGCGGCGGCGGACGCGCCCCCCGCGGCGUCUCCUCCCACGCCGCGGCAGCGUCCGCCGCCGCCGCCGCCUCCGCGGCGGCGGAGGCCACGGCCGAGGUUGGCGCCAUCCCCAACGCCAAGCUCGGCCAGCCUUCCGCCGCCGCAUUGGCCGAGCAGGCCCUGCUCGGUUCCGACGCCAGCCUCGCCGUCCACGCGGGCGAGAGGCUGGGUAGAAGGAUCGCCACAGACGCGAUCACCACGCCAGUAGUCAACACCUCUGCCUACUGGUUCAACAACUCGCAGGAGCUAAUUGACUUCAAGGAGGGGAGGCAUGCUAGCUUCGAGUAUGGGAGGUAUGGUAACCCGACCACAGAGGCAUUGGAGAAGAAGAUGAGUGCACUGGAGAAAGCUGAGUCCACUGUCUUUGUGGCAUCUGGGAUGUAUGCGAGUGUGGCUAUGCUCAGCGCGCUUGUGCCAGCAGGUGGUCAUGUUGUGACAACCACUGAUUGUUACCGCAAGACAAGGAUUUACAUGGAGACUGAGCUUCCUAAGAGGGGAAUUACGAUGACUGUUAUUAGACCUGCUGACAUGGACGCUCUCCAACAUGCGCUGGACAAUAAUAAUGUAUCUCUAUUCUUCACCGAGACUCCUACUAAUCCAUUUCUGAGAUGCAUUGAUGUUGAUCUUGUCUCAAAAAUGUGCCAUAGCAAGGGAGCAUUGCUAUGUAUUGAUAGUACCUUUGCAUCCCCAAUCAAUCAGAAGGCACUAACUCUAGGUGCUGACUUAGUUAUCCAUUCAGCAACAAAGUACAUUGCUGGGCACAAUGAUGUUAUUGGUGGCUGCAUCAGUGGCAGAGAUGAGCUAGUUUCCAAAGUCCGUAUCUAUCACCAUGUAGUUGGUGGUGUUCUAAAUCCGAAUGCUGCCUACUUGAUUCUUCGAGGCAUGAAGACACUGCAUCUCCGUGUACAAUGUCAGAAUAAUACUGCAAUGAGGAUGGCCCAAUUUUUAGAGGAACAUCCAAAGAUUGCACGUGUCUACUAUCCUGGUCUGCCAAGUCACCCAGAACAUCACAUUGCCAAGAGUCAGAUGACUGGCUUUGGUGGUGUCGUCAGUUUUGAGGUUGCUGGAGACUUCGAUGCUACUAGGAAAUUUAUUGAUUCUGUUAAGAUACCCUACCAUGCCCCUUCAUUUGGGGGCUGUGAGAGCAUUAUUGAUCAGCCUGCUAUCAUGUCUUACUGGGAUUCAAAGGAACAGAGAGAAAUCUAUGGAAUCAAGGACAACUUGAUCAGGUUCAGCAUUGGAGUGGAGGAUUUUGAGGAUCUGAAGAAUGACAUUGUUCAGGCCCUCGACAAGAUCUAAGCAACCUGCUUGCAUCCUCGUUACGAGAGUGUAUCUGUCUGAUCUUGCUUUGCUUGCCUUGGCAUCACUUUGAUAUUCCAGCCAAGAACUGCCAAUAAAAUUUCUUCUGUAGUUCCUGUUAUCUAGUCUUUAGUUUCAUUUAAGUUUGCCUCUAUUUUUCUCUCGCACAAAAUGGCUAUAUGUUCAGAAUGUUCAUUUAUUGUCGGUAUCCAGAAAAUCCAUCGGUGUGUCGUUGGAAGAGA
This is a messenger RNA of Oryza brachyantha (malo sina), 1842 nucleotides long. RefSeq names its product cystathionine gamma-synthase 1, chloroplastic. Gene Ontology annotation, molecular function: cystathionine gamma-synthase activity; pyridoxal phosphate binding. The transcript has 11 exons. Gene Ontology annotation, biological process: transsulfuration. Gene Ontology annotation, cellular component: chloroplast. The record is from RefSeq and is a predicted model, not a curated record. Lineage: Eukaryota; Viridiplantae; Streptophyta; Magnoliopsida; Poales; Poaceae. Bases 53 to 1600 code for a protein of 515 amino acids.